Messenger RNA from Folsomia candida, 901 nucleotides. RefSeq lists its product as uncharacterized. Lineage: Eukaryota; Metazoa; Arthropoda; Collembola; Entomobryomorpha; Isotomidae. The record is from RefSeq and is a predicted model, not a curated record. The transcript is spliced from 4 exons. Bases 204 to 773 code for a protein of 189 amino acids.
GCUCCAAAGAAUUAAAGGAUAAUUGUGUGUCAGGCUGCUGCCAUUCCUUUAACUUGAGCGAUAUGGGAUACGAUCUGACUAUAAAAAGCGGUCAGUAGGCUAUAAGCGAAAGUUAGAGAAACGUCAGGCGACAUCUACCCAUCAGCACUUUAAUAUUGUUACCAUUAUAAUCUACCAUUUCCGGUUUUCUUCCUUGCAAUAAAAUGGGACUAACGACAGGCCUCCUCGUUUUUGUGACAGGCUGUGCACUUGUCACACUUGCCACUGCAUCUUCUUCUCCCGAUACGAUGGAAGUUCAAUACUUCAACGUUAGCGUGUACAAUUUGCCCAACCGAGACACUAUGCCCGGCGACUUGAGCGACCCCUACGUGAUUAUUCGGAACGGCGCAGGCGUCCGAGUGUACGAGUCAGGGUAUUACGAGAACAGGGUAAAUGCCACGUUUUAUGGGGUCAAUUUUAACGUGGUGCCCAAUGAGAGGUAUGAAAUUGAUUUUCGUGAUCACGAUGACAUUUCCGGGGACGAGGCUUGUGGUAGUGUGUACGUACAGGGGGACAACUUGGUGGGAGAUAUCCACAGAUUGAGUAACCCCACUGGGGGAUUGGUCGUCUUUAGGUGGAGAUCUGUUACAGAUCCGCCAACCACCACGACGGAAAUGACAACAACAACAACGCCAACCACUACCACGCCAACUACGACCACGCCAACUACGACUACAACUAGUUGUCCGUGCUGCACUAGAGAAUACAUCAUGUCUCAGUGUGCCUCCUUUUAAGGGAACGAUGAUAUAUUUAAAAGGGCCCAAAGCAGUCCUACAAAUAAUGGUGAACUACACAUAAAAUUUAUUAUAAUUACAGUAAUAAUGAAUGGAAUAAAAAACACUGUAAUGCAAAGAUUUGUAAA